GGCAGCCAGAGGAGGAGGUCUGGGGCUACUUCAACCAAACUUUCCUGAGUCCUUCCUGAUCUGCCUGCCUCCCCUCUGCUCCCCCUCUCUUUCCCCCUUUCUGUCUCCCGGUCCCCCCUCCCCCCCCAACUCAGAUGAUAUUCACAUGGUAUUUUGCACAGAGGAGGCUGCUCAAGAGGAGGGCACCCACCCCCACCCCAAUAUAAGCCUGUUUUCCCCUCCUUCCUCCUCUCCCCCCCUUUUUUUGUUGGAAAGACAAAAUGUGCAGGGUGAUAGCUUGGGUGAAUUGAUGGCAUCCUUCCUCCUGCCAAGCCAACCCGUUUUCUAAAAACCCCUUUAGGAAGGCUAGAGAAUUUUAUUCUGUUGGAGAAUAUAACCCUGAUGGUUGCUUGCACAGAGGGGAAAAGCAGAGAGGAAUACGGGAAUCGUCCUGUGCAAUCUCUAUUGUUUGAAACUUACUUUAUAUCAGAAAUUGAAGAUGAAAACGGAAAAGAAAUGGAGCAAAUUCAGUAACUAUCCAAUCUAACAUCUGUCUCAUAUCUUAAGGAAUCUUACAAAUACUUGCUUUGAAUUGAGAAAAUGACUACAGUUAUAGAAGAAAGUACCUGUCCAGAAAGUGGAACAUCUUAUAGUUAAUUUGAAAGUAGUACAAAAUAAAUAUACCUGUUAUGGUGCGAUUCUGGAGUGAAGUUAACCCUAUAGCACACAGGUAGCUCUCCUAGGAGAAAGAAAAAAAAACUUUCUGUUUCUUCUAAAUUAUGGAAAUUUUUUGGAAGACGUGGACAUGGAUUUUGAGCCUAGUCAUGGUUUCAUCGGAAUUUCACAGUAACAACAGGCUUUCAUACAGUUCUCAAGAGGAAUUCCUGUCUUACCUUGAACACUACCAACUAACAAUCCCAAUAAGGGUUGAUCAAAAUGGAGCCUUCCUCAGCUUUACUGUGAAAAAUCCUAAACCCUCAAGAAGGAGGAGGAGCACAGACCCUUAUGACCAAGAACUGGCAGCAUCUAAAUUAUUUUUUAAACUUUCUGCCUAUGGCAAGCACUUUCAUUUAAACCUGACUCUCAACACAGAUUUGGUGUCCAGACAUUUUACAGUAGAGUACUGGGGGAAAGAUGGACCACAAUGGAAGCAUGAUUUCUUAGACCACUGUCAUUACACAGGAUAUUUGCAAGACCGACACAGUACAACUAAAGUGGCCUUAAGCAACUGCAAUGGUCUGCAUGGAGUCAUUGCUACAGAAGACGAAGAGUAUUUUAUUGAGCCUUUAAGAAAUAUAACAGAAGAUUCUAGUAAUUAUAGUUACGAGAAUGGUCAUCCUCAUGUUAUAUACAAAAAAUCUACCAUGCACCAGCAACACCUCUAUGAUCACAGUCACUGUGGAGUCUCAGAAGACCUCACAAGAAGCGGCAAGCCUUGGUGGAUGAAUGAUGCAUCUGCUCUUCCAGCUUCACUUCCAGUCAAUGACACACUAAGUAGUCAUAGUCGUCAGAAGAGAUCUGUAAGCCUUGAACGGUUUGUGGAAACGCUGGUAGUAGCAGACAAAAUGAUGGUGGGAUACCAUGGUCGCAAAGACAUUGAACACUACAUUUUGAGUGUAAUGAAUAUUGUUGCCAAACUUUAUCGUGAUUCCAGUCUAGGAAACGUUGUGAAUAUUAUAGUGACACGUUUGAUUGUCCUCACUGAAGAUCAGCCAAACUUGGAGAUAAACCACCAUGCAGACAAGUCCCUCGAUAGCUUCUGUAAGUGGCAGAAAUCCAUUCUCUCCCACCAAAGUGAUGGAAACACCAUUCCAGAAAAUGGGAUUGCCCACCAUGAUAAUGCGGUUCUUAUUACUAGGUAUGGUCAAGUAUUGUGUUUAUUUUAUUUCUUGUAGCUUUCUUGUUCUUAGCAUAUAUAUGUCUAGAAGCUAGUUGCAAAUAAAUAAAUUUGGUAGGUAACCUUAAAAGGAGGAAAAUUAAUAGACAGCUUGUCUUAAAUAUAUCAUAUUAUUAAAGUUUGGAUUAAGAUUUUGGAAAAGUAAGCUCUGAAAAUCACUUGCUUCUGCUGUUAUUUUCACUUUGUAAUUGCCAAUACAAAGUAUAGUAGUAGAAAAGAUGGAUCCUAUUGAACAUUUUAUACUUUAAUAAUUGGAAAGAAUUCAUAAGAUCACAGAGAACAAGACAGAAUGAAAAAUGUUUUGUUAACCAUGUAAAGUGUUUUUGUAAGAAUUUCAAGCCAGAACUUCAAAUAGUAUAACAGCAUUUCUCUGAAAACAGGUUCUUUCAGAUUCCAGCCAUAUGAGACUCUGCUUUGUAGCUGGUUUGAUUUAUUAUGCUUAAUUAAGAUGAGAACUGACAGUUUUAACAGGUAGUUUCAAAGCCUGCAUAUGUGCCCAUUUGUUUGCUUCUAUUUCAAUUUUACUGUGAUAAAUUCAACAUAACCUGCACUGUAAACUUGUGAUCGUGAUAAAGGCAUUCAUAUCUGUCCCUUUGCAAUCUGGGGUAGGCAACUGUACUUUAAUAAGAAAUAAGUCUCACUAUUGUUUAAGGACACCAUUUAUUCUUUUUUGUUUUGUUUAAGUAGCAACAGGUGCAGCAGCUCUAAUUUGGAUUAGGAUUUGUUAAUAAUGAUUUCUGCUUUCCAGGGCAAAUUCUGUAUUGCUCUAUAUGUAACUUAUUUUGGAAUCAUUGCAUUCACUGCAGAAAAAUCGAAAUAUUGAUUAAAAUAAUGCACCUUUAAUAUAAUUUUGCAUAAAAUUUGUGUAAGUUUCUCUGUUUUCCUGAGGGAGGUGGUGUUUUUUCUUGGUUUUGUUUUUCAUAAUGAACAGAUAUUUUUAUUUAUGAGUGGAAAAAGAAGCUAGUGGAUCAUUUGCAUGUAUUUUGUAUUCAUAUUUCAGAAAUAAUUGUUAUGUAUGAUCUUAAAUACUGCAUAGUAAAAAUUUGAGUGACUAUGCAAGAAUGCUAGAGUGACUCAGAAAGCUUUUAGAUUUCAAGAAAUGUAAAAAAAGCGAUUAAACUCUAAUACAAAUAAAUUGAACGAAAUGAAAA
This is a messenger RNA of Parus major (Great Tit), 3027 nucleotides long. Its product is annotated as A disintegrin and metalloproteinase with thrombospondin motifs 6-like. Gene Ontology annotation, biological process: proteolysis. Lineage: Eukaryota; Metazoa; Chordata; Aves; Passeriformes; Paridae. Gene Ontology annotation, molecular function: metalloendopeptidase activity. The transcript has 7 exons. The record is from RefSeq and is a predicted model, not a curated record. Bases 759 to 1874 code for a protein of 371 amino acids.